CACUCUUCUCCCAAACCAGCCCGGCGGUGCGCAUUCCGAUUUGCCCAGCGGCGGCGCAACGAUGAGGGAGUACUGGACGGCGCUCGCGUCGCUCAUGGGCGCUGUGGCGUUCAUGCAGGGAUUUCUCCACGCGGUGUUCCCGCCGGAGCUGCGGGCGGCGGUGGCGCGGCUGCUGGGGCGGAUGACGCGGUCCUUCUCCCCGUACUGCUACUUCGACGUGACGGAGACGGACGGCAUGAGCAACAACGAGAUCUACGACGCCGUGCAGCUCUACCUCAGCAGCACGGCGGCGCCGUCGUCGGGCGCCCGGCUCAGCCUCACGCGGCCCCACAACGCCACGUCCUUCACCUUCGGCAUGGCCGCCAGCGACCGCGUGGUGGACGCCUUCCUCGGGGCCGCCGUCACGUGGGAGCACGUGGUGACGCCGCGGCAGUCUGGCGGGUUAUCGUGGCGCCCGCUCCCCGAGGAGAAGCGCCGGUUCACGCUCCGGAUCCGCCGCGGCGACAGGGAGAAGCUGCUCCCGGCGUACCUCGACCACAUCCUCGCCACGGCGCAGGAGAUCCGCCGCCGGAGCCAGGACCGGCUGCUGUACACCAACGCGCGCGGCGGGGCCAUGGACGGGCGCGGCCUGCCGUGGGACCCGGUCCCCUUCAAGCACCCCAGCACGUUCGACACGCUGGCCAUGGACCCCGACCGCAAGGAGUCCAUCAAGGCCGACCUCCGCGACUUCGCCGACGGCAGCGCCUUCUACGAGCGCACGGGCCGCGCCUGGAAGCGCGGGUACCUGCUGUAUGGCCCGCCCGGGACGGGCAAGUCCAGCAUGAUCGCCGCCAUGGCCAACUUCCUCGGCUACGACGUGUACGACCUGGAGCUCACGGAGGUGAGCAGCAACGCGGAGCUGCGGAAGCUGCUCAUGAAGACCACGUCAAAGUCCAUCAUCGUGAUCGAGGACAUCGACUGCUCCGUGGACCUCACCAACCGCGCGGCCCUGCCGCCGCCGGCCCCGAAGCCGCGGCCGAGCAUCGACGGGUCGGUCGACCAGGACGCGGCCGGCGCGGCGGCGGGCCGGUCGAUCACGCUCUCCGGCCUGCUCAACUUCACCGACGGGCUGUGGUCGUGCUGCGGGUCGGAGCGCAUCUUCGUGUUCACCACCAACCACAUCGAGAAGCUGGACCCGGCGCUGCUCCGGUCGGGACGCAUGGACAUGCACGUCUUCAUGAGCUACUGCUCCUUCCCGGCGCUCAAGAUCCUCCUCAAGAACUACCUCUGCUUCCAGGGCGAUGCCGACUGCGCCGAGGUGAUGAGGGGCCUGGAGGAAUGGAUCGACGCGGCGGAGAUCACGCCGGCGGACGUGAGCGAGGUGCUGAUCAAGAACCGGAGGAACGGGGAGAAACAGGCGAUGGAAGAGCUGCUCUAUGUUAUCAAGGCGCGCGCCGAGAAGCGGCUUUUUGGCACGGCGGCGGCGAGGAAGGACGGCGAGGUGGAAGAGGAGGAGAAGAGGGCGGUGGGCAGCCCCAAGGAAGGCAAGGAGCCGGCCGCCGGCAGUGACAGCUGCGAGGUCGGACAGGACGAGGAGACGGACGCCAAGAAACAGCUGUGACAGACUGAGCAUGCCGUGCCAAGCGCCCUGGUGAGGGGGAAAGCGAAGGGUUCAAAAUUUUCCUGUUCGGUGACACGAUCGUGCACCCUUUUCGCUGGAGAUUGCAAUGCGAGUAGGCUGUCUUUUCUUCAGUUUAGGCUUCUAUAUCUGUUGUAGGCUUAGCUGUGAGCGGUAGGCAAUUUUAUCCUGUAAUGCAGUGAAAUUGGUUGGGUUUACUGUUA
Messenger RNA from Lolium rigidum, 1821 nucleotides. RefSeq names its product AAA-ATPase At4g25835-like. Lineage: Eukaryota; Viridiplantae; Streptophyta; Magnoliopsida; Poales; Poaceae. Bases 62 to 1600 code for a protein of 512 amino acids. The transcript has a single exon. The record is from RefSeq and is a predicted model, not a curated record. Gene Ontology annotation, molecular function: ATP binding; ATP hydrolysis activity.